AUGGAGGGAUUGAAGAAGGGGGUCGCAUUUUCAACUUUCUCUCUCUGCCUGGUCAUGAUUCUCCCAUCAACCACCCUUUACAUUCUGCACUUUAACUUCAUUAGUAUCUUGUCGAGCCACAUCCGUGCCUUCGACAAUACGUCCGAUCCGGCCGAUGAAAUUUACAAAAGGGAAUAUCCGGCCUUGGCAACGAGCUUCUGGUUUGUGGCAAGGAAAGGGGCUACCACCGAGGUUGGGACAGACAGUCUUGGCGUCACUACUGUGCCAGAUGUGGUAUGUUUUCCGACAUCGAGAGCCCCGGUCCAGGGUGAAUGGGAACCUGGAUUUAUUCCGGACGCCGAAUUCUGGACUGCAGAGAUUGUCCUGCUUGAACCAGGUUCUGUGUUUGGUUACCUGGAGAACUCCAUCAUAAAAGGUCACCAUUUCUACUCCACGGUCACAUUAUCAAGAACUGUCUGGGGCUGGGUUCAUACCUGUAUGUUUGGAGACAUGGGAGGUCUUCCACUCUUUGAACUACAGCACAUUCUCCUUCGGAUGAUGAUUUACUUUGGUGUUCUGGUUGGUGACGAAGGGCCCGAAUGCAAAGACUCCCACUUCCCGGGGCUAAAUAAUCGUGGCAUGCUGAAUUUUAUUGCAUUGGGAAACUUUUGUUUAUUUCUCCCUGCCUUCAAUUCUGGCCCUUUCAAGCGCAAUGAGGAGGUCACAGUCACCCGUAAGGCAAUCAGGGCCUAUCUUUCCAUCAUCCAGCGGCUAAGGGACCAUCACUGUUUACUUCUCCUCGACGAACAUACCUUCGUCAAUUUGCACCCGUUGUCUGCGGUCAGGCAGUUGGACAUUGCUGACUUUGCCAGAACAUCUGCUGUUCAAUUUGCUCAUUCACUCAUCCUAGAGGGCAGGAGGGCAUUUGGCUUGACAGCCUCCAUGUUUGAACUGACCGUCAGGGAAUGCUUGCCAAUUUUCUUGAACAUCGACCCAAACUUCUUCAAGAUUGACGAGCGUCGGAGGGAAAGCUUGCUACUUACAAGGAGAACUUUUUGGUACAGGAACAGUCAGCGGAAGUUGGGGGUCUUGCUAAGCUUUCCUCCUGCUUCCUCAUCUAAAGCAUCCCUCAACAACUUGUCGGCGCCCAACCUAUGGUUUUACAGAAUAAGCAGACAGUGGUCCAAGGACUUCUAUCUGAUCUUUUACACGCGAGCACUGCCAGACCCUCCCAAUAUUACACGUACAAUCGUCGAUGCGGAUUCUGGAGAUCUUACACCGUGGACCUUGACAGACUCUCAUGUCGGAAAUCCUUUACAAGUGAAGGCAAACGGAUGUCAAACCAAUUCUGCAGAUCUUGUGCGGCUUUUGCGUGAGGUCCACCAGCGGAAGUAG
This is a messenger RNA of Desarmillaria tabescens, 1374 nucleotides long. RefSeq lists its product as uncharacterized. Bases 1 to 1374 code for a protein of 457 amino acids. NCBI's taxonomy places the organism in Eukaryota, Fungi, Basidiomycota, Agaricomycetes, Agaricales, Physalacriaceae. The record is from RefSeq and is a predicted model, not a curated record. The transcript is spliced from 9 exons.